GUCCCGCCUCGCCCGGCACCAUGCACUGUAGUUGCCGCGGAAGCGUGGAGUGAGCGUCGCUUCCCACCCCCAUGGCCACCUCCGCGGCCGCGGCGCCCGGGCCGGGGCUACCCCCGGCCCCCGCGCGUCCGGACUUCUAUUGGCUCCGCUCCCUCGUCGCGGGAGGUGUUGCUGGGUGUUGUGCCAAAAGUACCAUUGCACCAUUGGAUCGAGUAAAGAUUUUACUGCAAGCUCAUAAUCACCAUUACAAACAUCUAGGAGUGUUUUCUACAUUGCUUGCUGUCCCAAAAAAGGAGGGUUACCUUGGGUUAUAUAAAGGAAACGGGGCAAUGAUGAUUAGAAUCUUUCCAUAUGGUGCAAUUCAGUUUAUGGCAUUUGACCAAUAUAAAAAGCUAGUAAAGCAGAAACUUGGGAUUUCUGGGCAUGUGCACCGGUUAAUGGCUGGAUCCAUGGCAGGUAUAACAGCAGUCAUUUGUACUUACCCUCUUGAUAUGGUUAGAGCACGUCUGGCCUUCCAAGUGAAAGGGGAGCACAAAUACCGUGGAAUUAUUCAUGCAUUCAAGACUAUAUACACAAUGGAAGGAGGUUUUACUGGUUUCUACAGAGGUCUGAUGCCCGCUAUUGUAGGAAUGGCUCCUUAUGCAGGUCUUUCAUUUUUUACUUUUGGUACUUUAAAGAACAUUGGACUUACUCAUGCGCCCAGUCUGCUUGGAAGGCCUUCAUUAGAUAAUCCUGAUGUCUUAGUUUUGAAAACACAUGUAAAUCUUCUGUGUGGUGGCAUAGCUGGAGCUAUAGCCCAGACAGUAUCGUAUCCACUUGAUGUAACUCGUAGGCGAAUGCAGUUAGGAACAGUUCUUCCAGAUUCUGAGAAGUGCCUUACAAUGGUGCAGACACUGAAGUAUGUAUAUCAGAACCAUGGAAUACGAAGAGGAUUAUACCGUGGUUUAUCUCUGAAUUAUAUUCGUUGUAUUCCUUCACAGGCUGUGGCUUUUACCACAUAUGAACUUAUGAAACAGUUCCUGCACCUCAACUAAAGUAUUUUUUGUAAGGUACAUUGCAAGACUGUGGCAUGUGUCUACAUGUUAUAUUUCUGAGUAAAUCACUUGAAAUGGGAUAUUUAAUCUGUCACUGUGAGACUACUGGUAUCUUGGUAUUUUAUUUUCCCAAAAAAACAACAUGGUGUAAUAAAACCUUUUGGAGUCAAAGCAGGUUGUCCAAAAUUAACAUUAUCUUGCUAUAAUUAACUCUCUGUACUUGAAACUUUAGGCUCCCUUAGGUUAAUUAUGUAUCAUUGUAUAUUUGUCAUGGAUAUCAUGAAAGGAACUUUAUAUUUUUUUUAAAUACGGGUUUCAAAGUGACUGCUGUUUAGCUUUACUAUGCCAUUCCACAAUUUUAAUAUUAUUUAUUAUUGUGUUGCUUCUUGAGCUAAGCUAAAGAGAGAGAGAAAAGAAUACACUAAAAUACAGUUAAUUGAAUUUUCAGGAAGCUGUUAAGCCCUAUAAAAGUAGAACUUUGGCAGCCCUUAGUUUGUAUGGCUUUAUUUUUAUUGCACAAGUAUUUUGUUGCAUAGAAAUAGAUAAUACUUUUAUGCAUCUCUUCAGGGUAAACAUUUUAGUAAAUAUGAAAAUCUUUUUCAGCCAUUGCAGUUAACAUUGCUUAUGUUCUUACAUACAUCUCAUUACUAAUCUUGUGAUUUGGAAGCCAGUAACUUUACCUAUUGUCAUUUGUAAGCACUGUUAUGGUUAAUAUUGCUUACAGUAACAAAUGGUAGGCAAAAGGUCUCUGAAAACAAUUUAGUAUGGGCCUAAUCCUGCAAGGUAUUAUGUAUCUUUUAUAAAGUGCUGACUGCCCUCUUUCUUUAAUGGAGGUGGAGGGUACUCUACAGUUUUCAGUGUCAGCCCCUAUACCCAGACUUGUUUAUGUUGCAAUGUAUGGGGGAAGUAUAGACAAGGCUGGGUAUGCUGUUGCAUUUACUUUUUUGGGCAUAUGGACCAUUUACAUAAAGGGCCAGAAAAGUAAAUGAAGGCUAAAGUGAAGUGUGUUCAUAAAUGCAUUCUCUCUGUAGCAUAGCAUGCAACAUUCUGCAAUGCUGACUUUUAUUUUUUUUCCUGCUAUGGUUGCUGUACAUUUCAUUGUAGCACAUGGAUAUGGUACCAGGCCUGUUAAUAUGUUAUAAAUGUUCGUAUAGUUUUGCUUUAAAAAACACUUUAACUGAAAAUCUGUAAGACUACAGUAAUUGUUUUACAUUUAUUUUAAGCGAUAUAAGUUAUUUAUUUAUUGUAAUUAAAUGAAUAGUAUCCUUUAGGAAUUGGUUAUAUGGAUAUAGUGCCUGAACUAUUGGUUACAAGAACAAUAUUGCAUAUUUUAACAAAUAGGUUAAAAACAGGAAUUUGAGUUUAUUCCCCCAAUAAUAGCUUUUUCUGGGAUGAUUUCCUCCCUCCCCACCAUUUUCUUAAAGUAAGUAUUUCCUUGCUAUUUGACAAUGUAGUUAUAUUCAAGUGAUAUGUAUAUAGGUAUAUUUUGUUAAAAAUCUGAGUAACGACUCAAUACCUCUAAUUUGAAAUGUUAUGAUUUGCAGCUAAUAAGUGCAUGGUUUUGGAAUUAUUGCUUAUUUACCCUUGUAAAUUAACUUAAAAUAAAGUUGUUGUGCUUGAUUUGGUUUAAUAGCAACUUCA
Gavialis gangeticus (Gharial) is the source of this 2675-nucleotide messenger RNA. RefSeq names its product solute carrier family 25 member 16 (gene SLC25A16). The transcript has 9 exons. The coding region runs from base 72 to 1034 and encodes 320 amino acids. The record is from RefSeq and is a predicted model, not a curated record. Gene Ontology annotation, cellular component: mitochondrial inner membrane. Gene Ontology annotation, biological process: transmembrane transport. NCBI's taxonomy places the organism in Eukaryota, Metazoa, Chordata, Crocodylia, Gavialidae.